UUUAUAUCACUGUCAGUUCACUUGUGAUCCUUCGGCGGUCGUUGACUCAGUCGGACUUGAUCUAGUAGGAGACCAGAACGACAUAAAUACGAGCUGUUUGGAUAAAAUUCACGGAUCAUGCUAAAAUACCCUAAAAUAAAGAACAAGUAAACAUCCCAGGAUGAACAGGGUACGAAGGGGCCCCCCUAACAAUAGGGAACUUCAGCGAUUACAUCAGGUAGUCGAAGACCAGGAAGCGACAAAGGUCGUGCUACUGAAAGGGAUUGCCAAAUUGGGAAGCAAAAAAGAAGAGUUAGAGAAGAUUAUAAAACAAUUUGUUCACACCAGUGAGUGUCAUGGUGUUGAAGACACAGAGAGCGUAUCUCACACAUCUGACUUGACAGGCAAAUGCAACACAGGACCCCCAGCUGUUGGAGUGGUGGAAAGUGCAGUGCCUACGCCUAUCCAGACAAAUCCUCCUCGCGCCUCUCAGAGCGGGAAGCGUCCGCACCAGCCGAAGAACUACCUCAAAAUUCAACCGAAACGUGAGGACAGAGUUAAUGGACAGGUGGUUCUUGCCGGGACGCUCUCAUUUCCGGUUCUACAACAAUCAACUUCCGGUUUCUUCUGCGAAACUUCGUCGUCAGGAGUUGGGGGAAUUUGCGCCAUUUCUGAAAACAAUUCCCGCGUCGCUUGUGCGGUGGAGCAGAAAUCAGCGCCUCCUUUGAACUGUAAAGUUGAUUCUUUAGAGACCAAUCCAUGUUUUGGCGGAAGUCGUUCCCACAACCACACUGUACCGUGCACCACAAAUCCGAGCUCUUCCCGUCAACAUGUGAGCACCAAUAUCCCUUUUUCAUCUUCAUUCACGUCAGAAAAAGCAAACGAUGACAAUGUUGUUUUGUCGAAAAGCCACAAGGUCUCUUGCUUCCAAGUUUCAGAUACCGCCUUCGCAGAGAAAACUAGCUCGUCCCACGUGACCGAAGUUGCAGCGGUGUCUCCCAACGAUGACCGGCUAAACAACACUCAAGCGCCCAUGUGUACUUCGGUCUCAUCACACACACAAUUACCUCAAAGUCCACUGAUGUCUAUUUCUGACUUCCUAGACUGGAUAGAUGGCGUGUCGAACACACUCGUGCCCUCCGUUGCUAUGGCCACACCCUCCACCCAGUCAAAUAGUCACCAGUCUCUGGGUAUGUCUCAUGGUGUUCCUUCGGUCUCAACUGUCGAUCCAAUCAACUCUGUGUCAACGGUUCCUGUGACCCAGUCGUAUACCUUAAGUGGUAUGGGGAGUCUUUCCAUUUCCCGACUACAAACAGAGCGGCAGAAUCAUGGCGCAUAUCUCCAGCCCCCAGGGUCAUCUUUCCAAAAAGAAUCGCUGCAACAAGAAGGCUGCCAGCAAAUGAGAUGCCAUCAACUGUUGCAUAAUCCGCAGGACCCUCAGCCUCAGAGCAACCAGCGAGAGAUCAGACAACGUUCACAAACUGCAGGCUGCUACGAAACUCUAUCCUGUAUGGGGGACUUCACACCACAAGGCCAUCCGAAUCUGCAUUCGCAACAGCAACAAAACCUGCAACAGCAACAACAACAACUACAACAACAGGAACAGCAACAACAACAACAACAACAACAACAACAACAAGAAGAAGAGCAACAGCAACACUAUCAGCAACAGCAAGCACAGGCGUAUGCAGCUGGGCUCGAGCACCUCAAACAAUGGAAGGGAGGACAACAGUCAAGCUUUUUGCUUCCCCAACCACCUCGUCAGCAGGUUAGUUCUGACUGUUUGCCCGUGAUCUCAAUGCAACAUCGUUCUACUGACGCUCCCUAUGUUCAGUCGACAGGACCUCAGGAAGACGGCAUCAAGGACACUGAAAGUUUAAUGAUCAGGAACAUCACAGAAUGGCUUCUCUCAAAAACAAAUGACCAGCCGUGUCCUGGUUCAUACUCAUUCGGCCUGUCUCCCGACGAAGUUUUGGAAACCCUUCUGUCAACAGAAAAUUUGUCUCAAGAAAGUAAUCGAAAUACAGGCAAAGAUCGCCAAAACAAAAACCAAUUCAAUCAAACAAAUCCUCGGUGGGAAUAUUCUAAAGACGGAGACGGCACAGUUGGGCAUGCAAGUAUGACAGGCACGUCCUCGUCGUUGGACCAUCUUCUGACUCGAAAAAGGUUGCGAAAAGAUAACAAUAAUUCUCAACAAGAACUCGAUUGGGACGUCCAGGGUUUCAGCAAGCCCACAAUGGGAGGACAGGAUAUGACGUAUGAAAUCCCCCCGAGCACACCCCCAAAUCAAGGCACAGACAAUUCGGUGACGGGAAAUGCUCCGCGGAAAAAUCUUCCCGCUCAGCCUUCAGGCAGGAUGAAGCCCGACAUUAUACUGUUCUGUCCAGACGACUCGGGUCAAACAACCGAGAACGAAACUGGGGUUGGAAGACCCCUCGUCUCCAUAAACUCCGAGUGCUUUGAGCCGCAGAAUUUGUUGUCAAUUGAGCUUAGCUCGAUGGAGGAAUUUUCCGAAGACUAAGACUCUCUCUCUCUCUCUCUCUCUCUCU
This is a messenger RNA of Aplysia californica (California sea hare), 2528 nucleotides long. Its product is annotated as probable serine/threonine-protein kinase DDB_G0267686. NCBI's taxonomy places the organism in Eukaryota, Metazoa, Mollusca, Gastropoda, Aplysiida, Aplysiidae. The record is from RefSeq and is a predicted model, not a curated record. The transcript has 3 exons. The coding region runs from base 161 to 2500 and encodes 779 amino acids.